UAGCUUUCUCGUCUGGAUUCGCGCAUGCUCUUAAUUUCUGCGUGAUCCGGAUCUACGGAUUCGUUUUGGAUCCUUCGACUAAAGCUUUAUUUAUGGAACUAAGAACAGAAAUGUGCAGUAUUGUUUGCAUAUAAUAUUAAUCGGCUAUUCUUUUAUUUCUCAUUGACCUGUGCAUCUUUAAAGCAGUAAUUUUUGUAAUUUAAUUUACCUUUAAUAUUUCAAAAUGUCACGACUCUUUCUUAAAAAGGAAAUAUCAGUGCAGGAUUUAGAAAAAGGUGUAGAAUUUGAAGUUGAUGAAGAAGACAAUAAUUCUUCUGAUGAUAAUUUUGAUGACGUUACGUUUGAUAAAGAUUGUGAACUUUUAGCUGAGUAUGAUGAUUCUGUGAAACCAAGAUUUGUUACUGGCGUCAAUGUUCCUUUCAGUCAUUUAAAAACCAGAAUGACACCUAUUACUGAGGAUGGUUUAGUUUUAAAAGAGGUUUUGAAACAAGGUGUUGGUGGUCCAAUUCCUGAAAAAUCCAUAGUUUAUAUUCAUUAUGAUGCUUUCUUGGAAGGAAGGACGGAAACGUUUGAUUCUACCCGUCUUAGAGAUAAACCUUUCAAGUUUCUGUUUGGUGAUGGAAGACUGCUUCCUGGAUUAGAAAUUGGUAUUCAAACUAUGAAAACAGAUGAACUAUCUAGAAUACUGGUCAGCUCAAAAUAUGCUUUUGGACCAAUGGGAUGUCCACCUCGAAUUCCUCCAAAUGCUGAACUUUUAUAUGAAGUACAAGUAUUGAAAUUUACUCCUGGUAAGGAUGCAGUGGAGUUUGAAGAAAUGGCACCUGAAGACCAGAAAAAGGCUCCCUUUGAAAAAAUUGUAGGCGUUUAUCAAUGUGAUAAUAAGUUGGCAAAUGAAUUGUUUCAUAAAAAAAUGUUCAAACCAGCUAUUGCUCGUUAUCGGCGCAUAGUAACAUUACUUGAAGAAGUCUCAGUAGCCAAUGAAGAAGAGGAUGAGCAACGUAAGGGAUAUCUGCUCAAGUUAUAUUUAAAUCUUGCCCAAUGUUACUUGAACAUACAGAAUCCCAAAAAAGCUAUAAUUUAUGCAGAUUUGGCUCUAAAAAUUGACCCCAGUAACCCAAAAGGUUUAUAUCGAAUGGGUAAAGCAUCAUAUUUGACAGGCAACUAUGAAAGAGCUGAACAUUAUUUCUGCAAGGCAAAAAAAUACAAACCCUAUGAAAAUUGUAUAAAUAUGGCAAUCAAAGAACUGGAGAAAAAGCGCAAGGCACAUCUCGAUUGGGAAAAGAUGUUUUGCAGACGAAUGUUAGGAUCUGAAGAAGAAAAUGGAAAGCCUUUCCAAUUGGAAGAACCUCCAGAGUUUGUAGACAUUAUUGAUAAAGAGAUCAAUAAAUUUGUUGAAUCAGAUGAACAAGAAUUACAUUUCCAACCAACUUACACUGAAAGCCAAUUAGAUGUAGUCAAGUUUCUUGCCCAGACAUAUAAUUUAGCCUAUGUUUCAAAAAUUAUGAAUGGUGUGAAGAUCAACAAAGUUGUGAAAAAGGCAUGUUUGAAUUAAAUACUUGUAUUAUUCUAACAGUAUUCUAUUAUGAUAAUCUUAAAAUGGAUACUGUUGUACAUGCAACAAAAUUUUUCGUACAUUUUUUCUUUUUUUUAAUCAGUAUUGUAUCAUUAAACUUUUCUUUGGUCUUUCAUUUUUCAACUUGUAAAUUAUUUUGUAUCAUAAAUCAUUUUAUUUUAAGACUUUGAAGCAUUUGUUAGUUUUGGAAAGUUGUUUUUUGUCCCACUUAUUUGAAUGUGAUUUUCAUUUCAAAGGAUGUGUAUAUAGUUUCAAGUUGGAGUAUAUCGUAAAAAUACAAGUAUGACAAUUUUUUUUUAUCCUGUGAACAGAAAUAUCACUUAAAUUUUUAAAAGUUUUUCAACUAAUUAUCAACAUAAUAAAAAUAUGUGCAUUUAUUUCUUUCGCAUAUUGAUUUUGUAAGUUUUCAUUUUUGAAAAAUGGAUAAAUCUUUUAUGAUAUCUUUAAUAUGAAAA
Molecule: messenger RNA, 2028 nt
Organism: Argiope bruennichi
Lineage: Eukaryota; Metazoa; Arthropoda; Arachnida; Araneae; Araneidae
Gene: shu
Product: inactive peptidyl-prolyl cis-trans isomerase FKBP6-like
Exons: 4
Coding region: 224-1552 (442 amino acids)
Molecular function (GO): protein binding; peptidyl-prolyl cis-trans isomerase activity
Source: RefSeq, a predicted model, not a curated record